AUGUGUGGAGGGAGGAUCGAAGAUAGAGAUUGCAGUGAUUUUUUGAAGUUGAAGGAACAAUUUCUUAUCGAAGAUAGGGUCGAAGCGCUCGAGGAUUUUAGGGAUGAAUUUAGGGAUUUAUGCAAGAAACAACGUCACGGCGCUGACAUGUAUAUGUUGCCUGAGACACGUCCUCCACGUCAGAGCCAUGUUGGAUUAAAUGGCCGGACAGGUUGGCAUUGGUCGGCCGGUAAUGUGGUCAAUGCUUGGUCUUGCAAAAUACCAAAAGGUUGGGUAUCGAAUUGCCAAGGUCGCAAAGUGGUGACAGAAACGCAAAAGUCGAAAAGGUCGUGA
Messenger RNA from Striga asiatica, 333 nucleotides. The record is from the annotation of a GenBank genome assembly. Lineage: Eukaryota; Viridiplantae; Streptophyta; Magnoliopsida; Lamiales; Orobanchaceae.